UGCAAUAGAAAUUCAUCAGGAAAACUUGCAUAAUUUGCAUUCAAAAUUCCUUUUUCUUAAUACAAAGGGGGGGAAAACCCAUAAACUGAAUCAUAAUUUUCUUUCUUUCAUAUUUGUUAACAAUUUCUCUGCAAUUCUACAAAAAAAAAGCUUCCUGCAAAUGAGGCCUUCCUGUUUAGAAGCAGUCUGUUUUCUGGUGUUGUUCAUUUUCCUUUAUAGUGUUGAAGGGAUUCGAUUGGAGGGAAGUUUUAAAUCAUCAGGACAUGAUGUUAAAUUGCAUGAAGAAGCUUUGAUGAAAAUAAGUAAUGGAGUUAUGGGAGAUGUCAUUUUCUGCAAACAAGGGCAAUGUAGAGGAAACAGUAGGAAACUUCUUACAGCAACUACUACUGCAACUACCACUGCAUCUUCCACCAGUUCAAAGAGCGAAGAUGGUGGAGAUUAUAAGAAAGCUAACCCUACUACAAGAGUCAAAUCAGGAAACCAAGAAAAUGGUGAAAAGCAAGAGAAAGUUUCUGUUAGUUCGCCGACAAGUUCCGAACAACAGGACCAAUACGCGGACAUUAUGGAGAUAGCUGAAAUGGACUAUUCACCAGCCAAGAGAAAACCUCCAAUACACAACUAAGAAUGUGUAGGUGGGAAAAAAAAUCAAAGACAAUAUUAAAAAAAGAAGCAAAAGUUUUCCAGGAAAAAAUAAUUUAAAGGAAUGGGAAAUUUGACAGCUUUCCAGGAAUGCUGCAGUUUUUUUAGGGUUAGAGAGAAUGAGCUUUUUUUGUAUAUAUAAAUAUUCUAUAACUAAUUAUCAUACUUAUUUGUUAAA
Gossypium raimondii (Peruvian cotton) is the source of this 817-nucleotide messenger RNA. RefSeq lists its product as uncharacterized. Bases 161 to 622 code for a protein of 153 amino acids. The record is from RefSeq and is a predicted model, not a curated record. Lineage: Eukaryota; Viridiplantae; Streptophyta; Magnoliopsida; Malvales; Malvaceae. The transcript is spliced from 5 exons.